Molecule: messenger RNA, 3148 nt
Organism: Paramuricea clavata
Lineage: Eukaryota; Metazoa; Cnidaria; Anthozoa; Malacalcyonacea; Plexauridae
Source: the annotation of a GenBank genome assembly
UGCUAGAGUAUGCUGCCCCCGUUUGGGCCAACUUACCGCAGUACCUAUCCGAUGAUAUCGAAUCCGUUCAACGAAGGGCAUUAAAAAUAAUAUUCCCAGACUUCGACUAUUUUCAAGCCUUAGAGUCCUCUAAACUGCUCCAGUUAUCUAAUCGUAGAGAUCGUAUUUGUGAAUCCUUCAUGGCUCAACAACGAAAGUCAAGCUCUGUGUUGUCUAAGAUCAUUAACACUAAUUACGAACCUACCAUCACUCAUUCGUAUUCAUUACGAUCGCAGUCGAGGAGAUAAACAAUGUCCAAACAAUCGUAAGAACUAUAACCGUUUUAGCCAAUUUGUAACAAAUAAAUUUUGAACAAUUUAUACAGUAUAUAUUUAUAUAUAUAUAUAUAUAUAUAUAUAUAUAUAUAUAUAUAUAUAUAUAUAUAUAUAUAUAUAUAUAUAUAUAUAUAUAUAUAUAUAUAGAUAUAUAUAUAUAUAUAUAGAUAUAGAUCCUUUUAAUAAUUACAUAUUUGUAUAUAAUUUAGGUUUUAUAAUAUAAUCUAUUUUUAAUCAUGUAAGUAACUCGUAAUUCAGAUGUAAAUGUUCUGCAAAGAGUUAUUAAUAAACCAUUACCAUUACCAUAGAAAUUCUGUCUGUAUUCGAUAGGUAAUUAAUGUUUGAUUCCUGACAUUCUGGUAUAUUGUAUAUUAUUUAUAGUGUCGAGAGCUCGUCAGAAAAAUUUACUUCGCAGCAGGAAUUUAUACCAACCUGUCCAAACAGGUAAUGAAGCAUAAACUGUAUCAAAAACUACGGCAAAAUAAAAUGAACGAAUUGAUUAUUUAAUUAUAUGAAGCCGCGGUUGGGUCAUGAGAUCCACUGAGUAGAAUGCCAUUCAAAAACUGACAGAAUUUGCUUCUAUUUAUGUCGUUAAAUACAAUGAUCUGGAGUGUUUUAUGUUAGCGGCAUAUAUGUGGUGACAUGCAACCGUAUUGGUGUCAAAACACAGUUUUAGAUGCCCCCCAAAGUCUAUAUAAUAAUAAUACCCAGUUAUGUCAGUUGAAACAUGAGCAUAUGUCUAAUUGGCUUUAUAUACUGAAUAGAUUUGAUUAUCAUUUAUAGAAAUUUAGUGCAGGAAGAAACAGAUCGCAGUUGCUUGGACGCAUAUUAUGCAUCUCUUCUGGAAACGACUGAUUCAUUGACCAAUUUUGAAGAUGCGAGUAUCUGUAUCGAUGAAGAUAAAGCAAAUGCCAACCAAUCCACUGCAAUUGAUAAUGGUGAUACUGAUACCUCGGAUGUUGAAGAAACCGCGAAUGAAAUUUUAACAAAAUUAGCACUGGAUAUCAAUCAGGAUAACAUUUCCAAAUUUAACAUUUCACGAAACUUUAUUUGGGAAGGAACUAAACGAGCACUAUCACGAAAAUCAUUUUCACCAAAUAACAAAGUGUCAGUGAAAUUUACCGAUGAUGCUGGGAACAGCGAGGACGCAGUUGACAUGGGCGGACCAAUGAAAGAAUUUUUUACGCUUGUCUUUCAGUGGUUGUUUACUUCCCAACUAUUUUGUGGAUCCGAGCAUGAUAAAUUUUUAUCUUAUCAAGCCAGCAGCAUAGAACAGAAUGAGUAUUACUUUGCAGGAUUAAUCAUAGCCAAUGUCCCUGGUAAAUGGUGGGCCUGGACCUCAUUGUCUUGCUUCAAAAAUGUUUCAAGCUCUUGCUCAUGGGCUAGAAAGCGUUGUUAUUGAUCUUUAAUCUUUAAUAAAAUUUCUUUUAACACGGUAGCCUAUUCAGUAUAAUAUAUACAGUCUGUUUUUCAAAGGGCUGUGUUAUAUAGUAUUAAACACACAUUAACUAUGGAUAUUUACAGUUAAUUACAGCACAUAAUUAUUACACACCCAUUAAUUUCGGAGAUGCAUUAUACAUUAUUCAUGUCCAAGCUUAAGGGUUAAAACGCCGUUUGAAAUCGGGUAAAGAUAAUGCACUUGUCAUCGGCUUCCCCGAGGCGUCGACCCCCGGGCAGACCACGGGAUGUUGUGGGAGAAUACACGUAGAUUGCAACAAAAUUCUUCCCCAGAGUCAGGAAAAUCAUAACACUUUGUUCUACCACUUAAAAAGAGGGUGGGGGAAUUGCUUUUUUGAAUUUUACCCACGGGAAUAUGACGGGGAAAUUUUUAAAGGAAAUAUUUUCGAAAUAUGUCAAAAAUUAAGGAAUUGCGUGGAUAGCUUCAUUUCCAGAGCUUCCAUAUUGACAGAAAUUUCAUUUUCAAAGGAAAUUUUGGCUUUUAGGAAAAUGAAGGAAAUGUGAAAGAAAUUUAAAAUCGAAGGAAAUUUGAAGGAAAUUUAGGAAAAAAUAGAAAAUUUGAAGGAUUUUUCAAAAUUAGCUGAAAAAAUCAAAUGAGCACAUGUUUUUAACCACUUUUUCUGCCAUGAUUUUGCAUAAAUCUACAUAAAAAUGGAAAAAUUCGUAAAAGAAAAUUUCAAUAUUUUUGAAGGAAAUUUUAGUCCAAAUAAGGACAAAAUAAGGAUUUUUCAAUUUUUGAAAGUGGAAGCACAGUUCAUUUCUUCAAGAUGGCGGAAAUCACUAGCGUGGAAAGUGGCGUGGAAUUGCAAGAUGUAAUCAAAAAUGUAAUUUUUUAAAAAUCCUUAAAUUUUUUGGGUUAAAAUCAUACAUCCACCAACUUUCUAAUCCACUUUCAAUUCAGUGUGAAAUUACAAGUUUGGUAUUUUACAUAUUUUAGUAUGCAAAUAUAUUGAAAGUAUUUUAAAACAAGUAUAUUUGAAAAAAAACCUGUAUAUUUGAAAAAAAACAACAAACAAACACUCUUUAUUCUUUAUUUUAAACAGCAUUUCACUGAUUUGAAUACAAGCAUGGUACAGUUAAUAAUACAUUAAUAUUUAUUUAUAAUAUAUUUCAUUUUGUCAAAUUUAGGUGUUGUUACAGUUGGGAGACAGAAAAAAAAAAUCAUUCAAAUACAUGAAAGUGACAGUCAAACAUUCGAGCAAUUGACUAUUGAAGUAAAAAAUUGUUUCAAAAUUCCCGAAAAUACAAAGGUUUAUCUUAAAAAAUUUGACUGUGAAUGGAACGAUUAUAUUGAAAUUGAUAACAUAGAUGAUGUUACUGAUAAAGACAGGCUAGUAGUGGAACAGGAAAGUAUUAGCAUUGUGGCAGAAAAACAG